Solanum pennellii is the source of this 1044-nucleotide messenger RNA. RefSeq lists its product as uncharacterized. Lineage: Eukaryota; Viridiplantae; Streptophyta; Magnoliopsida; Solanales; Solanaceae. The record is from RefSeq and is a predicted model, not a curated record. Bases 1 to 1044 code for a protein of 347 amino acids. Gene Ontology annotation, molecular function: protein binding. The transcript is spliced from 8 exons.
AUGGAAAAUAUUAACAAUUCAUUACCAACACGUUACUUGUUGAAGAUUGAAUCAUUUUCGUUGCUAUCAGAAAAUGGUAUUUCCAAGUAUGAAUCAAAUGAGUUCGAAUCUGGUGGCUUCAAUUGGAAAAUGAUCAUUCAUCCUAACGGAGACGGAGAUGGAGAUGGAGAUGAAACAGGCCAUAUAUCUAUAUACUUGGCUGUUAUUGGGACAAGCUUGUUGAAUACUGUUUGCGAGGUGAAUGCCUCGUUUAGCUUCUUGAUAUUUGAUCAAAUUCAUGACAACUUUACUGUAAUGAAAGGAAUGGAAAGGCGUUUUCGCAAUAUCAAGAAUGAAUGGGGCUUUUCGAAAUGUAUCUCUCAUGAAACAUUCAAAGAUCCGUCUAAUGGUUACCUUGUUGAUGACAAAUGUAUCUUUGGAGUUGACGUAUAUGUCAUCAAGAAGCAGGGAAUAGGUGAAUGUAUGUCCUUAUUGAAUGACACCGAGCCUUAUAAGCACGAAUGGAAGAUUACUGAGUUUUCAAAAUUGAAUGAAGAAGCGUAUUCUGAAGAGUUUACUGUUGGAGAUUAUAGAUGGAAACUUUCAUUAUGUCUUGGAGGUGACAGCCGACAAAAUGGUAAGGAUAUCUACGUGUUUCUUAAAUCAGUUGAUGCUAAAGGAUUUGAUCGCCAAAAGAGAGUACAGGCAGAAUUUAUCAUUUCUCUCAAAAACCAGAUUGGUGGUGAACAUCACAAGUUGUGUGGUUGUGCACAUUGGUAUUCAGCUACUUCAUCAGGACGUGGCUGGUCAUCAUUUAUGCGAUGUUGUGAAUUCAAUGAUCCUAAAAAGGGCUUCCUUAUUGAAGAUUGUUGCAUUGUGGAAGCCGAGGUAUACAAACAUGGAAAAGAGGAUGAAGAAAAAGGGAGGCUGGUGUUGGAAGCUAUGACAGUUGCUCGUGUUAACUGGAAUACUGAAAUGGAUUGUUUAAAAGUCCAGCUUCUGAAACAACACUAUCAGAGGGACCAGGUCAGGUCUGGAAAGCUGCAGGACGCGUUGCUCAUUUGA